AUGGGCUGGCGCGUUGUGGAGAGGAAUCCAACAAUCAACAUUCCAGCUAUGUUCCCUAGGCUCGGUGAUGAUAAGGAAAUAAGGCGCCAGUUGGAGACUAACCUGGGCCUAGAUUCGGCUGUUGUAACGAACACGGAUGACGAUGUGCAAGGGGAACUAGAAGCCCUUGAAGGGGAAUCUGAUCAGCGUCAACGCAGACGUAUAGGUGUAGGCUUUAAGCCGGAGAAGGUGCGUGUCUUUUCCGCCGAGGAGUCAAAACUCAAGGAGGUUAUAAAGGGGAAACAGAGCGCCUCCAAGUCAAAGCGUCUCAAGACGGCCGUGAAGCAGGCUUCCAAGCCAGCUGAUGACGAGGACGAUGAACCGUCGAGACUCGAUCUGAUCUUGUCGGCGUCGAGCAAUCUGAAAGCCGAACGCCGAAAGCUUCGCGCCAAGCGUCUCGGCAAGGUAUAA
Messenger RNA from Babesia bigemina, 450 nucleotides. RefSeq lists its product as hypothetical. The transcript has 2 exons. Lineage: Eukaryota; Apicomplexa; Aconoidasida; Piroplasmida; Babesiidae. The record is from RefSeq and is a predicted model, not a curated record. The coding region runs from base 1 to 450 and encodes 149 amino acids.